Molecule: messenger RNA, 8744 nt
Organism: Drosophila serrata
Lineage: Eukaryota; Metazoa; Arthropoda; Insecta; Diptera; Drosophilidae
Gene: unc-13
Product: protein unc13 homolog
Biological process (GO): synaptic vesicle priming; dense core granule priming; synaptic transmission, glutamatergic
Cellular component (GO): terminal bouton; synaptic vesicle membrane; presynaptic active zone cytoplasmic component
Molecular function (GO): diacylglycerol binding; calmodulin binding; calcium ion binding
Source: RefSeq, a predicted model, not a curated record
AAAUAAUUAGAAAAUAAUACUCCCGAGGUUUUCAUUUGAAUGAUAUCAAAUGUUUCCCUUAUCUUUAUCUCAAGUGAAUUUUGAGCGUUAAAAACUACGUUUAUUGAAUGUGGAAGCAACAAUCAAGUACAUCUAUCCAGCGCUACAAUGUCAUCGUAUCAGUUGAUUCAUGAGCGAGAACGGUUCGAAGCAAUAAUUAGUCCCAGAUAACACUACAAAAAAUUAGUUAUCCUUUUCAAUACACAAUGACGCACUACGCAAGACAUGAUGACUACUUUAUGAAUAAACAAAACGGUGCCUUAACGUCAGACACCGGUCAUAGAUCUUCUGGGGAACCAAUUAGUAGCAGUAGCAUAUAUUACAGUAACACAACACUCCAACAAGAACCAGAACAAGUAUAUAGUGAUACAAUAUUCACAACGGCAGACACAAAUCGCAGCAAUGAAUUUUAUGAGUGUUAUCAAACAAAUACGGAAGAUUACCAGCAGGAAAUGGAAGUACACUCUUCGGUUGACAAUUGGUUUCACAGUAGAGCAUCCAACGAAUACUGUUAUGGUGAGGAGGGAUUUGAGUACGCAGAGUUACCUAAACUUAAGGGAACUUCAGCGAAACUAUUGCCAAUGUUGCCAUUUAAUGAAAAUAUCAAUGGAUCUGGAUCUGAUAUGGAACUAGGGUUGCAAGGAUUCGGUGCUGAGGAUUUGUCGGAAUGCAACCAUGGGCAAAAUACAGUCGCGCCAUACAGCGCGCCCCGGCCGUACACUUCAAUGUUACCAUUAGAUUACAGUGGGUACCAUGAGUGUAACUACCAUUCUGAUAAUCUAUCAACAUAUAGCGAUACACCGCCGAUAAGUAAUUCUCAACUAAAGCUGCAGAAUCAAAGAAAAAUUUCAUUGAUGAUGGCAAUGACAACGGCUUCUGUAAUAGCAUCUGGUGAGACCAGAGUGCCUGUUCACUCUAUGCAUUCAAAGAAAUUGAUGCCAACAGAUUACGGUAAUAAUGGAUUUUUGGCGAAAGAAUGCAGUGACACUGGCCCUCUAGUUGCUUUAAGUGCUAUGACAACGACAACGACGACCACGACGAUUCCACCAAAAACUAGAAAAUUGCCAAAACUUCUACCAACAACGCCGCAUAAUAAAUCAUCACUUCAUACUUCAAUCAUCACAAAUAUUACCGAUGCGACACUCCCUUCCCCACCAUUAUUAAAUUGUACAGCCGGGAAAACUCAUCGGCCCAAGCAACUGCCAAAGUUGCCAACAACAAAAUUUGUAGCCGAAACUAAGAAUUCUAAUUAUCCGACGUCUUCAUCACCUUCAGUUGCACUAUCAUUGAGUCCAUUGGGUGAAAAUACAACAUCUCCACUAGUUGCGCCAAGAGUUUCUGAAACAAAAGCGUUUCACGAAGAUAAUAAAGUAGAUUCAUUCCCCGAUCGAUGUUCACCAGUAAAGCUUCCAUUAAAUUGUAUAAACCAGGAUCUAGAAACUGAUGAAAAUGAGAAACGCUAUUCAUCAGAUCUAGAUAUUGACAGAAAAGUGUAUUUAGAAAUUAAAACGUCAUCCCAGUCUCCUCCUAAAGAGCCUUCAUAUUUGAAAUCUGAAUCAGAAGCUUUAUUUAACAUAUCUGAUUAUCUUCAGCCUUAUACAUAUUUCGACACAACUAAAAAGCACCCUAUUGUUAGCAAUACGACUGCCAGUACUUCGAUCAUUAAUGAAAAGUGCUCAAAUAGUGAAGAGCUGAUCAGCAGUGUAGGCGAUACUGCACUAUUGAUGGAGUUUAAAACAAGCAAUUACCAAAACUCAGAAUUCAAACCAACGACCACAAUUGAAAGUGAAUCUUCAAAGCUGUCGUCUAGUAGUUACCUCAUUAAUCCAGAUUUUGCUAAUUCAACAAUCAAAAGUACUCCUCAUGAAGUAGACACAACAAAUUGUAAUAGCUCUUACAACACGUUGACACCAGAAAUUUCAACAGAUUUGACAACUAUCAAAAAUGAGAUACUGCUGCCAUCCUUAAGUUAUCAAACAGAGACAGUGUUGCCAUCUAUGAAUAAUCAGACGGAGACUGUAAUACCACAGAUAAAAACACAAACAGGAAUUGGGUUGCCAAGCCACGAUGCCUCCCCUUCGCCAUCAACGUUAACAUUAACAUCCCCCAUUUCAUCGAUAAUAGGACCUCCUAUAGUCUCUUAUACCGAUUAUAUGAAACAAUUUGAUUUACCAGAUUUGCCACAGCCAAUUGUGGAAUUGGAAACGUGUGGAAGUGAUAUCGCUAAAUCAUUUACUUUUAUCACUGAUACCGAUAGCAAAACAACCAACAAUACAACUUGUAAAAAAGAAUUAGAUGAAAAUAUUGAGAUGGUGCCAGUGCCUUCAUAUCUAACAGAAUUUUCUUUAUAUGAAUUGCCGAGUUUUCCAACAACCAUCAACGAUAUCGCACCAAUUGACAUAGUAUAUUCAGUAGACUCUCCAACAAAUCUUACCAAUUAUGUUUCAACAACUGAGGAAGCGUCAGCUAACAACAUUCAAUCUUCAGCAUUCGAUGACACCUUCUAUGACACUUUUAACGUUGAUAUCAAAGAACUGACUGCCUCUGUUGGAAAUAUUCAAACAGAAACAGAUAUUCUUACGACAAAUAUGGAUAAUAAAAGUUUAUCAUCUGUAGAUCAUAAGAGCAGUAACGCAAACAUUGAUUUAAAUCAGAACCUUAAUAGCUCAGGACUUGGUGGUUAUUACAAGCCAUCCUCCCAGACGCAACAAACAGCAAAAGGAAUGGCUUCUACGGCAACAAGUGUUCUCGGUGGCUUUUCUAAAGGCAUUAAAGGUGGAUUAGAUGGCGUUUUCAGUGGUGUCAGUUCAGGCACUAUUGAAGGAUAUAACACUAAGCAGCAGCACACCAACAAUUCCAAAAAAGGGUUUGGUUUUAAUUUGGCAUCAAAACUAGUGCCUAGUGUUGGGGGAUUGCUUUCCAGUUCGGGUUCCAAAGUACCCUCAAAAGCUGAAACGGAAACGGAAUCGACUUUUCUUGCUGAAAAUGUUACUCAUCUAGACACCAGUUCUUCUUCUUCAAAUAUUUAUGAGAAUACAGAACAAGAAAGUUCCAUAAUGACGCAAGAGGCUUCUUUCUACAAAGAUCAACGAUCAUCAUCAAUUGUGCCAAUAAAAAUGCCAAUCUGUGAAAAUUAUAAUGAAUACAAUGAUGACGAUUUGAAUUUAAAUAAUGAAAUUAUGAGUAUGGGAAUGUACGACCAUGAAACUGAAUAUGUUAUAAGGGAAGAACAGGAUCCCUCCAUAAUCGAAGUAUCGAGCAGAGAUAAUGGAUAUUAUAUAUCCCAGACUAAUAUUACAAAUGAAACAAAUUUGGUUAUUGAACCAUCUAUUAUCCCUGAGUCAACGGAAAAAAAAGGAGUUAUUAAAUCUGUUGGAAUGUUCGGCUCCAUUUUAACUAAGGCCGCUGCAGCCGUACAAUCAGCAACGCAAGCUGUCAAUCAGGGUGCAUCAUCAGUUGCAUCAGCUGUAACGCAAAAACCGUCGACAACAAACAUAACAUUGCUCACACCAGUUAACAAUCCAAACUGUUUGGAAAGUUCCUCCUCUAAUACAAAUUCCGAAGCCAAAUUUGAAAGUUACGGUUAUAACUAUCAGCAGAGCAAUCAAGAUACAACCUUGUCAAGCUGUCAUUACUCAACCACUGGCGAUGAUUAUGAGAACAGUAAUGUGAAAAUACACGAAUAUAGUAAUAAUAGCACCUAUAGUACAGAAUUUAAUGAACCAGUCUCAAUCCCCUACCAUGUUAAUGGUAAUCAGAGUACAAAAAUCCUUCCAACGGUGCCGUUAGCGGGAGCCACUGGCAAAAAACUGCCCACUAUCAAUGGUAAAUCGGGACUUAUGCUAAUGAAACAAAUGCCAACGGAGAUCUAUGACGAUGAGUCCGAGACUGACGAUGAACUAUUAGAUCAGGUUGCAAUUCGAUCAAUGAAUUCGGAACCGAAUUAUCUUAUUGAUAGUGGGCAGAAUGAUUACUAUAUGGAUCUUCAGCAGACGACACCGUCUUCGAAUCAGGGUCAAGGCUUGAACGGUUACUAUGAGCAUGUCAACAAUGGUUAUGACUAUCGCGAGGACUACUUUAAUGAAGAAGAUGAAUACAAGUACCUUGAGCAAGAACAGCUAAAACAGAAUCAGCCAAAGACCAAGAAUGAUCAAGCACAACAACAGCAGCAAUUAUCAUUAGAUUUCACUGACGAAGAACAUCGACGGGACAAUAACGACGAUGACUUCAUUUACGAUAACGAAACCUACCAUAGCGAAGAAGACAGCGGCAAUUAUCUAGACGAAAGCUCUAGUGGUAGCGUUGGUCCUAUCCAAAAUCGGCAACUAAUAAAAAUGGAAGUUCACCAAGACUCUAAUGUAGAGUCGCCCAUAUCUAAUUCUGCCAGUAUCCCUGCUGCCCCAAAUAUAUCUCUCCACAAACAAGAUAGUAUUAUAAUUGAGAAUGAUCAUGAUGAGCAAGCCAGCUUUAUGAAUGAACCAGACCUCAUAGAACGAGAUGAAGAAUUAAGCGACCAGUUGACCGAUCUCACUGACUUAAAUAAGAGAAUGCCGCAAAAGAAGAAACCUCUACUGCUGCGCGGUGAAACCGAAGAAGUUGUGAGCGGACACAUGCAGAUGAUCAGGCAAUCAGAAAUUACAGCGAAACAACGAUGGCACUGGGCUUAUAAUAAAAUUAUCAUACAACUAAAUAAUGGCGGCGGAAGUGGAGAAAUGGGAAUACGUACCAAUGGUCACCCCGGUGAUAAUCCGUUUUAUAGCAAUAUUGACAGUAUGCCAGAUAUACGGCCUAGACGUAAAUCUAUACCUCUUGUUUCGGAACUGGUUCUGAAGACGAUGGCUGCUACAAAGCGAAAUGCAGGACUCACAUCAGCUGUUCCCCGCGCCACGCUCAAUGACGAAGAAUUGAAAAUGCACGUAUACAAAAAGGCACUCCAGGCCCUCAUCUACCCCAUAUCCUCGACAACGCCCCACAACUUUCUGUUAUGGACUGCAACGUCGCCAACUUACUGCUACGAGUGCGAAGGACUACUGUGGGGCAUAGCACGCCAAGGUGUCCGAUGCACCGAAUGCGGCGUGAAGUGCCAUGAGAAGUGCAAGGACCUCCUGAAUGCUGAUUGCCUGCAGCGCGCUGCCGAAAAGAGCUCAAAGCAUGGUGCCGAAGACAAAGCCAAUUCUAUAAUUACCGCAAUGAAGGACCGCAUGAAGCAGCGAGAGCGAGAGAAGCCUGAGAUAUUCGAACUGAUUAGAGCCGUAUUCAGCGUAGAGGAGAAGAGUCAUACCGGCCAUAUGAAGGCGGUUAAGCAAAGCGUAUUGGAUGGCACGAGCAAAUGGUCUGCCAAGAUAGCAAUCACAGUGAUUUGUGCUCAAGGCCUGAUAGCGAAGGAUAAAAGCGGUACCAGUGAUCCAUAUGUGACGGUGCAGGUUAGCAAGGUGAAAAAAAGAACGCGAACUAUGCCGCAGGAACUAAAUCCUGUGUGGAACGAGAAGUUUCACUUCGAAUGCCAUAACUCCUCCGAUCGCAUUAAAGUGCGUGUUUGGGACGAAGACAACGAUCUUAAGUCGAAGCUUCGUCAGAAAUUAACUCGCGAAUCGGAUGAUUUUUUGGGUCAAACUAUAAUAGAAGUGCGGACGUUAUCUGGCGAAAUGGAUGUAUGGUAUAAUCUGGAAAAGCGUACUGAUAAAUCUGCGGUAUCCGGGGCGAUUCGACUUCACAUAUCGGUGGAAAUCAAGGGGGAAGAAAAGGUUGCUCCGUAUCAUGUUCAAUAUACCUGCCUGCAUGAGAACCUCUUUCAUUAUCUUUGUGAGGAAAACACGGGAAUGGUCAAGUUGCCGACGCAAAAAGGAGACGAAGCAUGGAAACUAUAUUUUGAUGAAAUUCCCGAAGAGAUCGUAGACGAGUUUUCGAUGCGGUACGGCAUCGAAAAUAUCUAUCAGGCAAUGACGCAUUUCCAUUGUCUUUCGGCGAAAUAUCUAUGUCCCGGAGUUCCGGCUGUGAUGAGCACUUUGUUGGCCAACAUAAAUGCAUAUUAUGCUCACACGACUGCCUCUUCAGCUGUUUCUGCUAGUGAUCGAUUUGCAGCAAGCAAUUUUGGGAAGGAGAAAUUUGUCAAGUUAUUGGAUCAAUUGCACAAUUCUCUUCGCAUCGACUUAUCUAUGUACAGAAAUAACUUUCCCGCAUCAAGUCCUGAAAAAUUAAUGGACCUCAAGUCUACAGUUGAUUUACUGACCAGUAUUACAUUCUUCCGCAUGAAGGUACAAGAAUUAUCCAGCCCGCCAAGAGCCAGUACAGUGGUAAAAGACUGUGUCAAAGCCUGCUUAAGGUCUACAUAUCAAUUUCUAUUUGAGAACUGCUAUGAGUUGUACAACAGAGAGUUUCAGGUUGAUCCUAACGAAGCAAAGCGUGCUCCGGAUGAUCAUGAGCCUAAACUGGAUAGCGUCGACUUCUGGCACAAGUUAAUAGCUCUGAUCGUGUCGGUCAUUGACGAAGACAAGAACAGUUAUGGCACUGUCUUAAAUCAAUUUCCGCAAGAACUUAAUAUUGGCCAGUUAUCAGCAUCUUCAAUGUGGCAUCUCUUUGCCGUGGACAUGAAGUAUGCCUUAGAGGAGCACGAACAACAUCGCUUGUGCAAAUCGUCGGCCUAUAUGAAUUUGCAUUUCCGGGUAAAAUGGCUCUACAGUAACUAUGUUAAAGAGGUGCCACCCUAUAAGGGGGCUGUACCUGACUAUCCCGCCUGGUUCGAGCCAUUUGUAAUGCAAUGGCUUAAUGAGAACGACGAUGUAUCAUUGGAAUAUCUUCAUGGCGCUUUCAAGCGAGACAAAAAAGACGGGUUUCAAAAGAGCAGCGAACACGCGCUUUUUUCAAAUUCGGUUGUCGACGUUUUCACACAAUUGACGCAAUGUUUCGAUGUUGUUAGCAAACUCGAGUGUCCUGAUCCAGAAAUAUGGAAACGUUACAUGAGGCGUUUUGCUAAAACAAUCGUAAAAGUGCUAAUUGCAUAUGCGGAUAUUGUUAAAGUAGAGUUUCCCGAUCAUAUGAAAGAUGAAAGAAUCGCCUGCAUUCUUAUGAACAAUAUUCAACAACUAAGAGUGCAGUUGGAGAAAAUGUUCGAGUCCAUGGGUGGCGAUAAGCUUGAAGAGGACGCAGCUAACAUUCUGAAAGAAUUGCAACAGAAUCUAAACUCGGCACUGGAUGAUUUGGCUUCACAAUUCGCCAUCAGUUUGGAGCCCCGCAUUACGCAAUCUGUUCGUGAACUUGGGGAUAUGUUACUCUCUAUCAAGGGAGGCAGUGCCUUGGCCCCCGGCAACCAAGCGGCACAACGAAACGCCGUCGCCGUGGAGGCCGAUGAGGUGUUAAGGCCACUUAUGGAUUUACUGGACGGCUCUCUAACUCUCUAUGCACAAUCGUGUGAGAAAACCGUACUGAAGCGAUUACUGAAGGAACUAUGGAAGAUUGUGAUGCGAAUAUUGGAGAAGACCAUUGUCCUGCCACCGAUGACUGAUAAAACGAUGAUGUUUAAGCACCUCACGGACAAUGCAAAGAAUCUGGCAUCUAAUGCCAAAAUCGAGGACAUGGGCAGAUUGUUCAAGUCUCAUAUGGCGGGUAAACAGGACGUUAAAAGUGCGCUUAGCGGUGUUAUGGACAUAUCAAAAGAAGUGGAAAAAAACUUAUCGCCAAAACAGUGUGCCGUGCUAGACGUUGCCUUAGAUACAAUUAAACAAUACUUUCACGCCGGUGGCAAUGGACUGAAAAAGACAUUUCUUGAAAAAUCAUCCGAACUGCAGAGUCUGCGUUACGCACUCAGCUUAUACACGCAGAUGACAGAUACUUUGAUAAAGACGUUUAUAUCCAGUCAAGUUCAUGAGGUUGAUCCUGAAAACGCCGAGGAGAGUGUUGGCGAAAUUUCCGUUCAAAUCGACCUAUUCUCGCAUCCAGGCACCGGGGAGCACAAAGUGAACGUUAAAGUGGUGGCUGCCAACGAUCUGAAGUGGCAGAUACCGUCGGGGAUGUUCAGGCCAUUUGUGGAAAUAAACCUCAUUGGGCCGCAUCUGCAGGAGAAGAAGAGGAAGUUCGCCACCAAAUCGAAGUCAAACAAUUGGUCGCCCAAGUACAACGAGUCAUUCAGCUUCACCAUUGGCAACGAGGAGCAGUUAGAUUUCUUUGAGUUGCACAUAUGUGUGAAGGACUACUGCUUUGCUCGCGAUGAUCGACUUGUAGGGGUUGCUGUUAUUCCCCUUAAAGAUAUUUCGGAAAAGGGUUCUGUGGCCUGCUGGUUGCCCUUGAUGCGACGCAUUGAAAUGGAUGAAACGGGCUGGACUAUUUUGAGAAUAUUGUCACAACGUAAUAACGACGAAGUCGCGAAAGAAUUCGUUAAACUCAAAUCGGAAAUACGACAAGAGCCAACAAUGGGGACAUAAAUAGUCCGUCUGGAUUGCUCUUUUUCUGUAAACCUCGGAAUCAUUCCUUUUUUUAUAGUUGCUUUUUAAUUUUAGUUUUCAUUUAAUAUUCUGAUUACAAAAACUAACCUAGCUAAAUCCAAUUGUAUGCAUACACAUAUGUACAACCAUAACACACCAAUUUAUAUACUUCCACAACAAUUUUGGGACCAGAGCUGGCGAAACAUCAAUAAUACUCUCCAUAACAGCGAUGCUGUGGUUUUGGUCACUUUAAUACCAAAGCAGAAAAUAUAUAUUUCUACAUAAAUA